AUGGCGGAAGAUUAAUAACCAUUUUCAUUUACUCCUGAGGGCGGAAGUGCUACAAAUUCAACAAAGGAUUAUUCUGGCAAAGGAAUAGCUACUUAUCCAAAUGGUGAUACAUAUGAAGGUUAAUAUGUAAAUGGAAUUAGAGAAGGAAAGGGGAAAUACACUUACAAUCCAUCAGGAGAUAAAUAUGAAGGGGAAUUCUUACAGAAUUUAAAACAUGGAAUUGGAAGAUUGAUUUAUGCUAAUAAUAAAGGAGAAUAUUAUGGAUAGUGGGAGUAGGGACUGAGACAUGGAGAAGGAUUAUAUACAUAUGCUAAUAAAGAUGUGUAUUCUGGUUAAUGGUCUAGAGGAAAGAAACACGGAUAAGGUACUUAUGUUUUUAAUGACACUGCUAUGAGAUUUAGAGGUACUUGGAAUAACAAUGAGAUUGUUGAUGGAGAAUGGAUUUAUCCAAAUGGAACAGUAUACAGAGGUCCAUUUUAACAUAAUAAGCCAAACGGAGUUGGCAGAUUUGAAUUUGCUAAUAAAAACUAAGUGGAAGGGUAUUAUACAUAGACUAUUGUGCCAAAUGCAAAUCCAGAUGACACUACCUUAAAUAUAUAAUUGGAAUGGGUAACAACAAAACAUUAUUGA
Molecule: messenger RNA, 630 nt
Organism: Paramecium tetraurelia
Lineage: Eukaryota; Ciliophora; Oligohymenophorea; Peniculida; Parameciidae
Exons: 3
Source: RefSeq, a predicted model, not a curated record